Hymenoscyphus albidus is the source of this 769-nucleotide messenger RNA. The record is from the annotation of a GenBank genome assembly. Lineage: Eukaryota; Fungi; Ascomycota; Leotiomycetes; Helotiales; Helotiaceae.
AUGCGGCCGGUAAGAAGCAAUACCGUACCAUCCUGGUCCGUAUCGUCUCCGUCUGCAGACGCUGAGAAGAGCCCAAGAUGUGAUGGGAAUGGAAGCAAGCAGUCAGCAGACAUCAUCUGCAAUCUCGACAGUAAAGACGCUGCUAUUCCCCGAGGUCCGAGAAAGAUUACGAGGGUUCAAAGAGCAUCAGGUCCGGUAUGUCCGAUUGUAGCAAGAACAAGCUAUGGAACCAACAAUCUUCGAAUUAAGCCUAUUUACCCUCUAGGCAGAGAGAUUAUCCUUCUUUUCUUUGUUCUCUAGAAGUUGCGUAGCUUUUAGAUUGACGUUACAUCUAUUAUCAUAACUCUACUCGAUUAUUAGCACCCCCUCACAUGCGACCAACACAACAGCACGCUACCAGUACGUUACCAACAUAUUACAACACACUUUUCCUAUCCAGCUUCCAUAAUCGGCAACUAACCCCCGUCUGUUGGAUUGUCACUUAUAGCCGCCACCGCCUUCGGCACCGGUUGUUAUCACCGUCUUCCUUUUGUUCGGUGUCUUUGCGGAACCUACCAGUAUCAGAAGCAACAAUGCUUGGAUUAUCCAUAACCGAAACACGAACCGGUUCAGUAGUAGCGCAACAUGGCGAAGAAGAAGCAAAGAAACUUCACGUGUUUCUACGGUACUUUUGAUAUUGCUUUUCAUACCAUUCAUGAAACAAAUCACCCGAAUUUCCGAAUCCUCACCAGUGCUGCUUCUUGGUCGAGGCGGUUCAAUCAGCGCUUAG